AUGACCUCCCAUAAACCCCUCACUUGCAGUGCCUUGGCCCUGUUCUUUGCUGCAGGCUUGGUUUCAGCUCAGCUUACAGCAAAUUUCUAUGACAAGUCAGGCCCAAAUGCAUUGUACACCAUCCAAACAGCAACUGGUGACAAUAAAAUCUGCCCCCUUGACGCCUCAACACCCUAUGUUUUUGACAAUUUCUACUACAAGAACUUGUUGAACAAGAAGGGUGUUCUGCAUUCUGACCAACAACUGUUCAAUGGAGGCUCAGCAGAUUCCCAGACUACCACCUACUCUUCAAAGAUGGCCAAAUUCUCCACCGAUUUCAGUGCAGCAAUGGUGAAGAUGACAAACAUUAGCCCCCUUACUGGAUCCAGUGGACAGAUAAGGAAAAACUUCAGGAAGGUAAACUAG
Molecule: messenger RNA, 405 nt
Organism: Miscanthus lutarioriparius
Lineage: Eukaryota; Viridiplantae; Streptophyta; Magnoliopsida; Poales; Poaceae
Source: the annotation of a GenBank genome assembly